GCAAUAGGCAGUGAUUGCUGGUCAGCAGUGUGGACUGCAGAUGUGCACGCUGAGGAAGAUGGAAGUCGUGUGCACUUAAGAGCAAUGAUGUGUGUCGUCUAGAGAGCAUCAUUGGUGCUUGUUAACAGAGAUCAAACGAUUCUCACUGCCAUCACCAUGGAAACAGAGUCCCCGCAAAAGCAAGAGGGUCCCACCGGCUCGCUCGACAAGCUAGAGUGCCAGAUGCAACGUGAAGUGGACACUAGCCUUGAUCCUGCUGUGCUCGAUAAAAAAGCCUCCGGAGAAGAACCAGUUGAGGAUGCUGACGUCUUACAGGAAUUCAAGGAUCAAGGCCAAACUGAAGACACUAUGACAGAAUUGGUUCAAGCUCCACACAAUCACAUCAAGUCUCCUGAGGAACCAGAUGAGUUCAAGAAACUGAUUAGUCAAGGUGCUUUCCUAAAGCCUCCACCGAAAGACGAAUUCUCCAGCUUGGAGGUAGAGGUGCCAGAGUGCCCAAGUGAUGAUAAAAUCAAUCCAGAUAACAACUCCCUUGAAUGUUACCGGAAUGAAGACGGCCUUCUGGCAACAGACUCUUUACUAAGAUCACCUGAAACUGUUACGCACCAAUUUCCGCUUAAUGUGCCCUCAACUCCUCUAGCUGUUGAAAAAGAGGAAACAAAUACUUGCAGUUCAAACCCAGCCCUAGAUGAUAUUUCCUCAAACAGCCAGCAGGGAGAGCUACUGCCCCAAGGCCAACACGAGCUCAUUCCCAUGGGCGCGAAGCAGGAAGCUGCUCAACAGGUGCUCCAGCAGAACUCUGCACCUUUGUCUCGCGUUUCCAUGGAGCCGCCCAAUCAGGGUGGGGCAUUUUCAAAAGGCUCUCUCUGUGUUGUCACAGUGAGAGAAAGGCAGGCAGACUGGGCACGGGGAAAGAGAGAGGGAGAAUGCAAAGCAGAAGAGCAGAAACAAAGUCGGAAUAAGGUGGAUGGCCAAGAGCCAGGUGAAAGACUGGUGAGUUCUUCCGAAUUAAUCCAGGAAGAGAAGAGAGAAGACAACCGUGUUGAGUGCCCUAAAGCCAUCAGAAUGAAGAGCGACGACAACCAGAGCGACAGUGAAUUAUCGGCGGACUUCUUUCCACACGGCCCAAAGCCCAAAGAGACCCCCAUUGAGAGAGAGAUCAGACGAGCCAUAGAGCGAGAACAUAGUCUGAGGAGAUCCAGGGGGCUUCCAAAUGCAACCACAGAGUAUGUUGAUAUCCCCAUGACUAAAACCAUGCUUAACCAAGAUGUCAGUGCCAAGUCGGAGAAAUUCCAAAGCAUAGACAGGGAGCUGGCGGAGAAAAUGAUGCAGCAUGAGAUCCAUGAGGAUGUCAACCGUGAGCAAGCUCUGGUCAAGCUGGGGAAGGUUCCUGGUUUCUAUGAUAAAGGGACGGUACGGCAACUGAAAGAGAAGAAAGAGCUUUUUGAGGCUUUUCAAAAACCCAGUGAGUCUUCUUUGAGUGUGUCCAGUGAGAGCAGCAGCAGUUCCAGCAGCAGUUCCAGCUGCUGUUCAGAUAGCCGGGAUGAGGUCCCAACACGGGCGGCCGCUGUGCAAGGCUGGGAAAGGCGACAGAGCAUAGAACCUCUGAGAAGUGCUUCUGUGUCUUCCACUCCUAGGGGACUGAGCUUAUCUGAGGAAAUGUCCUGCCAAGUUAUCAUUGUGGAGAAAGAUGCAAGUGCCCCGCAACAGAAGCACCACCGUACCAAUGGCAAAGUAGACGGCCAUGUAAGUGUUGAUCGGGAAGCUUGUUACGUCCUUCCAUCUGUUUCUGGAGGACACUCUUUAGAGCUGGAUGCAGAGGAGAUGUUUCCUAAAGAGAACCCCUUCUUCAAGCUGCGCUCCCUCACAAAUGAUGUCAAAGUAGAGCAGGAUAUCCGGGAGGCUCAAGAGAGGGAAGAGGAGCUCCGCAAGCAGAGGAUCAGCCUGUAUGGGGCUGUGGGAGGAGGAGGUAGUUGGGGGCCAGUAGGCUUGGAGAGAAGUGUCCAAGCAUCUGUUCUUCAGUAUUCCACCUCUUCCCCCAGUGGAGGCAGCAGACCCAUAGAAGCCCAUCAAUCUGUUGGAAAGCUCCAUACGUGGCCCCCAAGCCAGGACCAUGGAGACACAGUGAACCAGCCAAAGGUGGUGCAGGCCUCUCACGGUUCCAGACACAAGACCCCACUUGUGGACUUGUGGGAGUCGGGCAUGGUCAAUGGAAAACACCAACAAGAGCAAUGAGGAGGACAUUUUUCUUUUUUUUCAAGUGAAGGUUUUGGGACGCAGUGUCAAUGAUGAAGAAAGUGGAAGUGAGACAGGUCAAGAUUGACUUCAGACUUGAAAGUAACUGCACUAGCACACGCUUUAAUCUCAAAAAUUUAUAUUGUAAGUAUAGACUGAUUUUUCUUUCCUAAUUAUCAGUAACCAGAGAAGUUAAAAAAAGAAAGAGAAAAAAAACACUUUGAUUUUUUUGAUUUUUUUAAUGAUGUCUCACUUUAUAACCUGUGCAAUCAAAUGCCAUAAAGUACAAUACCCAUGCAAUAAAUACCAAUUUUCGUGCUUAUGCCAGCUAGUUUUUUAACUCAUAGAUAUGUGCUCGUUUUAGAUAUGCAAAGAUGUAUUUGAUUACUAUGGUUCCAUGUUCACUGACAGCUGUUUCUAUUAUUUUGUCAUUUUACUACAGCUGUUGAACACGUGUACCUACUAUUUAAUCCAAUGACAGGAGCUCAGCAUGUAAUUCUUUGCUAUAUUUUCUUAUGUGAUCACAAAAAGUUGACAAUUUCUAAUGAGCUUCUCACCCGGUAGAAUGAGCUAAUCAAGGGGUAAUCCUGGAGCCGCCCUAAUGCCCGACACUGGGAUUAUGUUGCAAUGAGGUUGAUCUGGAUUUUGCAGGUGAAUUAUGAUAGUCCAGGGUACACACGUGAAUAAAAGCGCCUAUGUUGUAACACUCUUUGACACCUUCUUGAGUCACGCAGUAAAUGCUGAACUUUGGAAUGAAACUAUGUUCGUCAGCAGGGCUGACACUGUUCAUGGUCUUUUUAAGUCUUUCACUGCCAUUGAAGAUGAUAGACGUCC
Messenger RNA from Corythoichthys intestinalis (scribbled pipefish), 3069 nucleotides. RefSeq names its product MISP family member 3 (gene misp3). The record is from RefSeq and is a predicted model, not a curated record. Lineage: Eukaryota; Metazoa; Chordata; Actinopteri; Syngnathiformes; Syngnathidae. The transcript is spliced from 4 exons. Bases 157 to 2235 code for a protein of 692 amino acids.